UGAGAAAGAUCUGUAAAUGCUUUAGCAGUGAAAGGGGUGUCAGACAAGGAUACUAAGGGUGAAGCCCCUGCUCUGCAAUCUAUUUUCACUCUUUCAGCCUCCCCUGGAAUUAGUAUCAUUGGUGGUGGAAAGUUGUGGUUUUGCAGUUACCAAGCUAAACAUCAUCACUUACAUCUCUCCUUGUGUAGGAACCAAAAGCACUUCCCCUGAAAUAUGGCACAGGUUCAGAAGAAGACUAGCACGGUGUCCUUGACCAUUUCCCCAUGCACCAGAGAACCUGCCUCAUCUACGGUCAUCCAGCAGGAUUCAAGCCUGGACCAGCCCCUUUGUAACAAACCUCAGAGGAACUUGAGCCCAUCAUGCAGUCACCAGGCUGGAGUGGCACCCACAUUGAUAAAGAGUCUUCAUGAUAUGAGUACAGUGAAGGGCCAGCUGGUGGUUCUGGAAUGUCAUCUUCGUGGAACACCCCCAUUACAAGUCCUUUGGUACAGAGAAGAUGAGCAGAUUGUGGACUCUGCAGAUUUUCGCAUCUUAAGAAAGAAAGCUAGUUCAACUUCUGUACCAGAAGAAUUGUGUACCUUGGUCAUCACUGAAGCCAUACCUGAAGAUUCUGGAAUAUUCAAGUGUAUUGCUGGAAAUCCAUUUGGGACAAUCUCCUGCAGUUGCUUUGUGGAGGUUCAUACAGACUUGGAGAAUGUGUUGGCAGAUGAAGAUGAGUUUUUUCCUGGGCCAGGUGAGGCAGAGCUUGAUGACUUUCCCUCUCUGGUACAAGAUGCAGUUGGCAUUCCACCACCAAAAUGGCAAGAGUCUCCAAAUGAGAUGAUACAAACGCUGCCCUCAGAGUCAGAGGAUGAAAGCACAGCUAUGCCCUGCAGAGGUACUACAGAACAAGUGGGUCAAGUGUCAUCCGAAACUGUCACUACCCCCUGCUCCCCUUCAUCAGUUGAGAUUAAAAACAGUGUGGCCAAACCAUUCACUCCUCCUUGCAAGCUAAAUAAUGUUGAUGUAUCCAGUGGCAGCAUGAAUGUUGCCAAUCUACCUACCUUCUUACCCUCACUCUAUCCACCCAGUGCUUUCAAUUAUGAGAGGCCAAGCCACUUCAUCCAAUCUCAAUCAAACCUGAAGUCCCCAGAUAGCAUGCAGGCCAACAGAAACACCAAAGCAUCUUCACCUCCCCCCACCUCAUCAUGGCUGAUCUCUUCAAAAUCUUCUUCCCAAACUGUAUCACCCCCCAAGUGCUACAGUGAGACAGCCCUCUCCAGAGUUUCCAGUGCCCAGCUGGGUGACAGGACUUCUCAGACAAUAAAUAUUUUUCCAGCACCGAGGCAGCACUCACCAUCCAUGAGAGGCUCUCCAGUUUCUCCUCACCCCGUUCCUAAGUCAACAGCAAUAACUUGCACCUCCCCUGUCUCUACUCUGCAAGUGAGUCCAUCUCCAGCACCUUCAAGUAUAUCUCCAUCCCUGCCUAAGACCAUGAGUCCACCACAGCAGAAAACAUACAUUUCCCUACCAGUGGGAUAUAACCAAGGGACCACUAAUGUCUUCCCUAAGCCAAUCUUAAAGAAGACCACAUCCCGGCCUGUUUCCCAUUCCACUGAUGAAGAAAUUCAAGGGUCAAAGGAUGCCCUCAUACAGGACCUUGAGAGAAAAUUACGCUCCAAAGAAGUACAAAGAAGAAAAAGCUGUCAGAAGUUUUCCUAUGAGGAGCGCAUGGCUCGCCGAUUGCUUGGGCCCAAUAAUGCUGCCGGCGUUUUUGAAGUGGAAAACUCAUCUUAUGCACAGCAAGAGCAGCCCGAUUCUGCAGAGGGACGACAUAUGGCAGGAAUAUGGAGCAAACAACUCCCUGGAACAGAUGGAAAUGAGAGUGCAGCUACUACUUUAGAAAAGUGCUAUGCACCAAGAUUCAUCCAGGUUCCUCAAGACCUUACCAUGGAGGAAGGAAGGUUCUGUAGGAUUGACUUCAAGGUUGUUGGUCUACCAGCACCUGAUGUGGCAUGGUAUCUGGAUGGGAAGGCCAUUCGUCAGGAUGACUACCACAAGAUGCUGGUGAGUGAGAAAGGCAUUCACUCCUUCAUCAUCGAGAUUGUGACGGUUCACCAUGCAGGCAUCUAUGAGUGUGUAGCCAAGAACAGAGCUGGUGAGAGUCGCUUCUCCCUACGGCUUGAUGUAAUUGCGCAGGAGAUGAUUCGCCCACCCAGUUUUGUGAUGAGAAUGCAGAACAUUCGUGUGAUCGAGGGGGACAUGGUGAGGCUGGAGUGCCAGGUGUUUGCCUCCCCACCACCACAACUCUUUUGGAAGAAGGACAAAGAAAUGCUCCGCAUUGACCCUAGCAGAAUGAGCCUUACCCAGGAUAACUCAGGUCAACUAUGCCUACUCAUCGACCAGGUGAAGAAAUCAGAUGCAGGCUGGUACACUGUGUCUGCCAUUAAUGAAGCUGGCAUGUCCACUUGCAAUGCGAGGCUGGAUGUGGGAACUUACUUGAACAAGGUUCCAGCUCACGUCAAGCCAGUGAAAAUGCACCCCAUUGUCAACCAGUUAUCUGCAUUGGGCCCUGAAAACUCCACACAUCAUACAGCUCCACUGUACGAGAGUGAAGAAUUAUAAAAUAAUAGGUUGUUCGAUAGAUGGAGCAACUUUAUAUUUUAACAGAUGUCAAGCUGCUUUAUAAUUAGGGUAUACUAAUAAUAAGGGUAAACUGAUUAUUGUUUUUGUAUUUUCUGUCUCUAUUCCUGGAUAGAAAUGUGUAGAUUUUAAGUUAGAUUUUUCUGGUACCUAGAUUAUUUUUUGGCAUAUCAUUUUUCAAAACAUGAUAUAUAAGAUAAUUUGUGUAUGUUACUGUGGUAUCACAUUUACAUUUUGUCGGCUUGAGUGUGGCGCUAAAGAUUUGUUUUGCUGUAUCUGAGAGCAGUGUAAAAUUUUAUUCAGUGCUAUCAUUAA
Alosa sapidissima (American shad) is the source of this 2937-nucleotide messenger RNA. It is a transcript of the gene myot, whose product is annotated as myotilin. Gene Ontology annotation, molecular function: cell-cell adhesion mediator activity. The record is from RefSeq and is a predicted model, not a curated record. The transcript is spliced from 17 exons. Gene Ontology annotation, biological process: axon guidance; homophilic cell-cell adhesion; dendrite self-avoidance. Lineage: Eukaryota; Metazoa; Chordata; Actinopteri; Clupeiformes; Clupeidae. Gene Ontology annotation, cellular component: axon; plasma membrane. The coding region runs from base 214 to 2604 and encodes 796 amino acids.